GGCUGGACGCGCCAGUACAAUUGUAGAUCCCGUGCUGGGUGGACGGAAUAACACACUCACAGUUGCUAGUGGAAGCAGUGGUUGUUUGCCUGGCUGCCCACCAUUACACCAGUGCCAAGUAGUCACUUCCGGCCAGAAACGUCCGUUUGUGUAGUGGAUUCUAUCAAAGCAGUGGAGGAGCGGGUGAAAGGGGCAGUGCGUUUUUUUACGAAGAUCCGGAGAAAGUCCUGAUCAGGACAAAACAAGAACUUACAAUAGUGUGACUUUGGGAAGUAUUUCCCAUUUUAAAACAAGUGAUCGCCGUUGGUGGAUAAAAGCGUUUUGCUACAUUUACAGCUACAAAAGAUGAAGUACCUCGUGUUUCUGCUGUUGUUUGGAUGCCAAGCAUUCCUUCGGGCCGAUGAGCUGCUGGAUUCGGAGGAGCCUCCAGAGGGUUAUUAUGCAUUCAUAGAAUCGCCUUCAGCCGUCCCGCCAAAGGUCCGUUCGCCGCCCUACACGCACAUCAACAUCGAGUGCAAGGAAGCGACCAACCCGAAACCGUACGUUUCAGCCAACAAUCUGUGCGGGGAUCUGAACAAGGGCAAGAUUCCACGCAACCCGAUGAAGCAAAACGUACUAGGCGAACCGUACCCGUUCGAAUUGAUCCGAAACCAAACGCUCAAGUUCCUUUCUAAGACGUUGCCCGUGCUCAAGGCGGAUGAUACGCUACCGAAGGUAACGCAAAUCAUUCCCGACGAACCGGUGGAUCAGUUCGACGACAAUGGCAUUGGCCGGCGAAUGGGCAAAUCGAUGCGCAUGGAAGAGGAGCGCCGCGCGGAAGAAGACGCCCGUGCACCACGAAAGUUCUGCGACGGUGGCGGUGUGUUCUGUGCGCUGUACCGUGCCAUCCAGGGCGAACCGAUCAGCAGCAAGCUGGUGGCGGAAAGACGCGAAGAGGCACCGGCCGCCUACCCGCCGCCACCCCGCUACGAGGGACCGCCGACGCCCUGCCCGGCCAAGGUAGAGUACGCGACGCCCGUGUUCGCCAAGAACUACCAAGGCUCGUGGCGCUACGUGGUGCAGAUCCCGUACGAGGGCUACUUCACGCAGACGGUUGAAGUGACGCGCUGUCUGCAGGCACGCUGCCACUAUCUGGACGGUGGGUGUCUUUCGUCGCCGCGCUGGGUGAGCUUGCUGGUGGCCGAAAUCUUCUACCCGAACGCGGAAGAGCAACCGACCGUGCCGACCACGACCACCACGACGGCUCCAUCCAUCCAGGACUUCCAGGCGUACCAGCAGUAUCUGCAAAAGCGUGCCGGACUCCCGACCGACAACGUGUACGAGAGCACCAUCAACGGCAGCCCACAGCAGCAGCAGCAGCAGCAGCAGCAACAGCAAGCACCGACAGCGGCCGCCUCCAGUGCCAAGGCUAAUCAGCACUGCGAUGGGCACGAUGAGAUCGGCUGCUUCCAGGUGCGACUGUACUACGACUGGUUCCUCAUUCCCGGCUCCUGCAAAUGCUGGCGGCCGGACUACUUUGCCAAAUACGUGCGAAAACGACCAUCGCCGGAUCUGUAAGACGGGCGCUGUGUGUGUGUGAGAUAGGUCCUGCGCAUGCUUUAGCAGUGUAAUCGUGGCGACACGCAAACGAGACUUAUAUUUGGGAUGCCCUCUCAUCGACGGACUGAUGACUGAAUGGCAGCAGGCUGGCAAAUUAUUUAUUAUUUAUUUUCUACUUACGAAUACGGUCACCUGGAGUGAAAUGGGCGACGAUGGGGGUUGUGAUGCUUGCGGUACUGCUUAAAACUUGUAAGACUGGACACGCCUGGACCGGCAAGCAUUCCGGCAAACCUUGCUGCGGAUAUGAAUGGCGCGAACUCAGCCGUUUACAAUGAUGAAAAGCAAUAAGCUACUCACUUUAGCACUGUUAGGCGGCAGCAAGGCAGGCAAUUGGGUUGCGGUGUACUUCUACUACUUCUUUUUAAACUUUACUCUCGGGGAAAUAGCAAGCAUACAGCCCGCACACCUCCUGGGACGGCCGGAGUAAACCGAACGCGUCCGGGCGUAUGUUCGCGUGCAAACAAAUGAAUGUAUGAGAUUUUCCGCAUCGCUUUGAAGGUUUCGCAAGGUUUGCACGGGCUAGAAUCACGGUUUUCCAUUUUGUUGGCAAGCCUGUGUGUACCUGGUCGUAAGACAAAUGCUCGUGCAAACCUUGCGGAUACGGCUUGCGCAUCAAAUCUCUUUAAAUCUCCGCACACUCCAGCACAAACACGCGAACACAUAAAACGAACACAACACACACUAGCAUUACUUUUACUAUGUAAAUAAGACGUAAAUCUUUUUAAAAUAUGAUCGUGAUUUUUUUAAAUAAACGGUUUUCAAGUACAGACAAAAAA
Messenger RNA from Anopheles gambiae (African malaria mosquito), 2375 nucleotides. RefSeq lists its product as uncharacterized. Lineage: Eukaryota; Metazoa; Arthropoda; Insecta; Diptera; Culicidae. Gene Ontology annotation, cellular component: extracellular region. The record is from RefSeq and is a predicted model, not a curated record. The coding region runs from base 346 to 1557 and encodes 403 amino acids. Gene Ontology annotation, molecular function: Toll binding; growth factor activity. Gene Ontology annotation, biological process: innate immune response; central nervous system formation; regulation of Toll signaling pathway. The transcript has 5 exons.